Molecule: messenger RNA, 1480 nt
Organism: Eucalyptus grandis
Lineage: Eukaryota; Viridiplantae; Streptophyta; Magnoliopsida; Myrtales; Myrtaceae
Product: LOB domain-containing protein 40
Exons: 2
Coding region: 324-1259 (311 amino acids)
Biological process (GO): regulation of gene expression
Source: RefSeq, a predicted model, not a curated record
GUUUAUGAACACUGGAACGUGGGAAAACAGCUUGCUGCGCUCUCACCAGUCCCUUCCCCCUGUAUAAUCCAACCCCCGCACCCAGAAAUACCCACAGGUACCAUCGUCUCCCUCGUUUAUAAACCCCCCGACAAUCUCUCUCCCUCCCUCCCAAGUUCCUCAUCGCCCAUCGCCUCCAAACCCUUCUCCCAAAAUCCAUCCCACCUAGGAAAUCUCUCUCUCUCUCUCUCUCUCUCUCUCUCUCUCGUCCCUUCCUUCCUUCCUUCUUCUUGAUUUCCUCUCUGUUCUAUAGCUUGUGUACCAAGAGAAACAGAGGUUCGAGAAUGCGGAUGAGCUGUAACGGGUGCAGGGUGCUCCGCAAGGGCUGCAGCGAGAGCUGCAGCAUCCGGCCCUGCCUCCAGUGGAUCAAGAGCCCCGAGUCCCAGGCCCACGCCACCGUCUUCCUCGCCAAGUUCUACGGCCGCGCCGGCCUCCUCAACCUCCUCAACGCCGGCCCCGACCACCUCCGCCCUGCGAUCUUUAGGUCCUUGCUCUACGAGGCGUGCGGCCGGAUCGUGAACCCGAUAUACGGCUCCGUUGGGCUCCUGUGGUCCGGGAGCUGGCAGCUCUGCCAGGCCGCCGUCGAAGCCGUGCUCAAGGGCGUGCCCAUCACCCCGAUCGCCUCCGAGGCGGCGGCCAGCAGUCACGCCCCGCCCUCCAAGGUCUACGACAUCCGCCACGUCUCCAAGGACGAGACCGCCGCCGCCGUGGCCGAUCUCCACCGCGUCAGGGCUCGCUGCCGGUUCAAGCGAUCCUUAGCCAAGGCUAGGUCGUCGACGUCGUCCGCGUCGGCGGCGGCGGCGGCGACGGAGUUGGCGCCGGUUCAGGACGAGCCGGCGAAGUCCUCCGACGACGAGCCCAACCGGUCGACGAGCCACGAGUCGUCGCUGAGCCACCAGUCCGAGGUAAUCGCCGCGGCGGCGGCGGCCAGCGCGGAAGGCGACAGCAAGGAGACGCUGAGCGCGGUGUCCGAGGAGACUGCCGAGCCGCCGCUACUGUUCCGGGCCGCCGAGCGGGAGCCGGACUUGGCCGAUCGCCGGCCGGGCGGGGCUGAGGAGAUCGGGCUGGAGCUGACCCUGGGGUUUGAGCCGGUGGCACGUGCCAAUCACGUGGUCCCGGUGAAGAAGAGGAGGUUCGAGGAUUGCGGAGCGAGCUCUAAGAUGGAGUUGGGCCUGGACUGCUCGGCCCAUUUAGGCGGAAGCCCAAAAUCAAUCCUUUGAAGUCAGCAGCGUGCAGUUUUGACUCUGGACGGCUCUCUGUUAAUUAACUGAGUUCCCUUUCUUUUUCUUUUUCUUUUUCCUCAUUUUUUUUUUCUUUUUUCUCUUUUUAUUUUCGCCUCCCUUUUUUUGGGGGGUGAAUUUUAGCUGUUGAGAAAUGAGAUGUACAAAAUGCAAGUGUCUUUCAGAUGAGUAAAAGAAAGAUGGAGACAAUACUUUUUCCA